Messenger RNA from Euleptes europaea (tarantolino), 1458 nucleotides. RefSeq names its product collagen type XIX alpha 1 chain (gene COL19A1). The transcript has 24 exons. The record is from RefSeq and is a predicted model, not a curated record. Lineage: Eukaryota; Metazoa; Chordata; Lepidosauria; Squamata; Sphaerodactylidae. Bases 1 to 1458 code for a protein of 485 amino acids.
AUGGGUCCAGUAGGAAUUGGAAUCCAAGGCUCUCCUGGUAUCAGAGGACCCAGUGGGGAACCAGGAAUCCAGGGCCCAAGAGGACCCCCUGGAUUACCAGGAACUCCGGGAACCCCAGGUAUUGAUGGUAUUCCAGGACGUGAUGGAAAGCCAGGACAUCCGGGGCCUCCAGGUGAUCCAGUUGCUCUGCCGCUCCUUGGAGACAUGGGUGCCUUACUGAAGGGUGAUCCUGGACCAAGAGGUCCUCCAGGAGUUCCAGGCAGAGAAGGGCCUAAGGGAAGCAAAGGUGAACGUGGAUUUCCUGGGCUUCCUGGAGAAAAGGGUGAUGAGGGUCUUCAGGGUAUUCCAGGACUCCCUGGUGUCUCAGGGCCUCCUGGAUCUUCUGGGGCAAUAGGAAGACCUGGACAUCCAGGUUCACCAGGAACAAAAGGAGAAAAGGGAUCUGAAGGCAUUCCUGGAAAACCUGGACCUCCUGGACCACCAGGUGUGCCAUACAAUGAAAGAAAUGGCAUGAGCAGCCUCUAUAAACUACAGGGAAGCGCCAAUGUUGCUGGUCCACCUGGAGCUCCUGGCCCCAAAGGUGACACUGGAGCAGUGGGCGAACCAGGUCCAAUGGGACUACCAGGACUUGAGGGACUUCCAGGAGAGAAGGGAGAUCGUGGCCCAGCAGGUCCUCCAGGAAUACCAGGAAUAUCUGGAAAGCCUGGUGCGCCAGGGCCAGCAGGGAUUCCCGGAGAACCAGGUGAAAGGGGCCCUGUCGGAGACAUUGGCUUCCCUGGGCCAGAAGGACCAACUGGAAUACCAGGCAUAAAUGGGAAGGAUGGAUUGCCUGGUCCUCAGGGUUUAAUGGGAAGACCUGGUGACAGAGGCCCCAAAGGAGAACGAGGGGAUCAAGGCAUACCAGGAGACAGAGGGCCUCAAGGUGAAAGAGGAAAACCUGGCUUACCCGGAGACAAAGGAUCUCUAGGACCUACUGGGCCACAUGGGGACAAGGGCAACCCUGGGUCACCAGGUCCUCAGGGCCAUCCAGGUGUCCCCGGCUUACCGGCUGAUGCCAUUUCAUUCGAAGAAAUGAAGAAAUAUGUCAGACAAGAGGUUCUUAGAGUUUUUGAAGAGAGAAUGGCUCAGUUUGUAUCUCAGCUCAAGCUGCCAGCUGCCAUGUUAGCUUCCCAAGCUCAUGGAAAACCAGGUCUUCCAGGAAAAGAUGGGUUACCUGGGCCACCUGGGGAACCUGGACCUCCAGGCUACAGAGGACAGAAAGGUGAAAGAGGAGAGCCUGGAAUUGGGUUGCCAGGUGAACUUGGUCCACCUGGCCCAUCAGUCGCAGGUAUGCCCGGUCCACCGGGAACUCCAGGAGCACCAGGUUCACAAGGCCCUCCUGGACCAACUGGAAGGUGCAACCCAGCAGAUUGCUAUCAUCACGCUUCUCAAACUCGACCUCGGACAACCAGGAAAUGA